GCCUGUCCGCGUUCUAUAACCAUACAAAUCAUCGCAUUAAUUGUUUGUGCAGGGCUCCUGCAUUGGGGUCAACUCUUCUCGAUUCGAAUGAUUUAUUCCUCCGCUCUACAUAUGAAAAAGCCCGUGAUACUCGCGGUCGAGGCGUCGAUAACAAUUGAAAUCGAAACAAUCGCCGUGUACAAUCGCGAACGCGUCGGUGAUAGUCGUGUGAUCGAUAAUAAUGUUCGCUAGUGAUACGGAUACGCGAGCCGAGACGUUGAUAGUGUUCAAAACGAAAAUUUAAUACGAGCCCGCCCCCCCUUUACUAAACCAACCCCCCACCCCGCCCCUCUCACGCACCCCCUCCAGAGCGGUGUUCAGGUUGUUUGGUAGAGCGCGAGACGACGAGGUUCAAGACUUACUCAGGUUAUCGCCAGAGGGGAACAGGAGCACCGUAGGAAAGCGAGACAAGAGGCGAACCGUACGAUGGCAUCGUCCAUGGUGGCUGUUCCUUCGGGGACAGCGUCGGUCCCAGCUGGAACUGGUAUCGCUCAGAGCGAAGAGGUGGAGAACGGAGAUGUCUUCGGAGAACGAAACAUUAACCCUGUUAGCAGCUGCAACGAAAGCUCCAAUACCGGAGACGCCCUCGAGGAGAUUAACUGUGGUAACAGCGAGACCGGUGACCAAGAAUGCGCCAUCUGCGUGGGCAAGCUGUGCUCGCCGCGGGUACUUUCCUGUCUUCACGUGUUCUGCGAGGCCUGCCUCGACAAGCUCUUAAUGGACGAGGCUGGCGAUCCCAAGGUCAGCUCUGUACUGGUCUGUCCCCUCUGCGAACAAGAAACUUCCAUUAGUUCUAAGGGUGCCGCGUCGCUCACGUGCGAUUACGUUCUGACUAAUAUACUCGACAUGUCCGCGAUCGAGAGCAUGGCUGUACUCUGUACCUCGUGUAAAGCCAAAGAGAGCGCGGUCGCACGCUGUUCGGACUGUGCCAACUUCUUGUGCCCCAGCUGCAACUGCGCGCACCAAUUCAUGCGCUGCUUCGAGAGCCACAAGGUGGUGGCCUUCGAGGACAUUAAGAAAUCCAACGAAGCUAUACCGAUACACAAACCUAUUUUUUGCGAGUGUCAUCCUGCUGAGAACAUGAAGUUCUACUGCUACACGUGCCAGGAACCCAUAUGCAACGAGUGUCUGCUGGUCGAACACAAAGCUCCGGACCACCAGUACGAACGAUUGGUAGAUGCAGAGCCACGUCAGAAGGAAGAAUUGAUAAAACUAGUGAACGAAAGCAAAGCAAGAAUCGCGGACUGCGACCAGGUGUCUGCCCAAUUGGAGAAUGCUCUUAGCGAAUUGCAAGCGCAGCACGAUCAAGCCAAGGAUCUGAUCAUAGAGACGUUUCAAAGUUACAAAGCUGUCUUGGAAAAGUGUCGCGAUAGCGCUUUGGUGGAGCUUGAGAAAUUGCAUUCGGACAGAGAACUGGAAAUAAUGGAUACGUUUCAUAGUGUUGAGAAAACUGUGGAGAAGAUAGAGGAUGCUUGUCGUUUCACUUCGAGGCUCUUGGAGCACGGCGACGCUGUGGAGAUUCUAGCGCUUCGUCGCAUCGUAGGAACGCAAUUAAUGAAUUUAAUUAAAAACACACCGAAGCCAAAUGUUUCUUUUUCCAUUGAAUUUCAGACCGACUAUAAUCAGUUUGAGAAAACUGUAAAGGAAGUAUUUGGGAAAUUUCACACCGAAAGCACGCCGGCGACAAAACCUGCUCCUGAAACGAUCUCGACCGUACCAGGAGUCUCCACGAACCAGCAAAUUGUUCAUACCUCGAUGGGCUGUCCACGUUCCAUUAGCACAAGGUCUCCCAUAUCUCUUCCUGCGUCGAUGCAAUCCUCUUUCGAAGGUGAACCUUCCUUCGUUAUACCCCCAACGUCCAGUCCCCAGACCAUCCAACCACCCCCACCGCCUGUAUCCCUUCCUCCAGGUUCUAUCCAUGGUCUCACCAGCAUCCAAGAGUACAAUCUUCAACAACUAGCUAGUUUAGCGGAGAAGGUUGAGAUGGUUGGAAACACAAACGUGGUUGGGCCUAGCUCAAAUCCAAGCCCGACCUCCCCUUUCACUCUGGCAGACUUGUUCGCUGGUGAUCUUAACUCCACCAACCAUGCGAUCAAUAAUCUGCAGGCCCUUGCAAAGUUGGGGAACACGCUUGGCAAUCAAGAUCUUGGAAACACAACGAUCAAUGGUGGCAGCGGUUUAGUACUGGGCAGAGGUCCCUCCCCAGCUAUCGUGGACACCCCAAGUUUAAGUCUAGCUGCCAACAGUCUUUUGAACGGAGGCUUUCAGUCGUUAUCCUCUUCUACUUCGCCCAUACUUUCGCAGAGUGCCGAUGAGUUAAUUGUGGAUUCCAUGCAUAACAUGCCCGUGGUGGUGGGGAAUAGUGUUGGCAACGUGACCGGGUCAGGAUCUGGAAACUACGCUCAUCCACGUUCGAACAAUGCCAAAUUAACGCCUAUGCAUAUCAGAUGCAAAUUUGGCCAGUUGGGUCCCGCUGAAGGGCAAUUCAGCUCGCCUCAUGGAUUCUGCUUAAGUGCUGAGGAAGACAUUAUCGUCGCCGACACGAAUAAUCACAGGAUUCAGAUAUUCAAUAAGACUGGUAUUUACAAAUUCGAAUUUGGUGUUCCUGGGAAAGAAGAGGGCCAGCUGUGGUUCCCUAGGAAAGUGGCGAUGAUGAGGAACAGUGGGAAAUUUGUUGUCUGUGACCGUGGGAACGAACGAUCCAGGAUGCAGAUAUUCACAAAGAACGGUCACUUCAUCAAGAAAAUAGCAAUUCGUUACAUCGAUAUCGUAGCUGGCCUAGCUGUCACUAGUGAGGGUCAUAUUUUGGCUGUUGAUAGUGUAUCGCCAACAGUGUUCGUGAUCAGCGAUACUGGAGAUCUUCUGAGGUGGUUCGACUGCAGCGAAUAUAUGAGAGAACCAAGUGAUAUUGCAAUUAGUGGUAAAGAAUAUUUUGUCUGCGACUUCAAGGGACACUGUGUAGUGGUCUUCAACGAGGAAGGCAAGUUUUUGCGUCGCAUUGGCUGUGACAAUGUAACAAACUUCCCAAACGGGAUUGAUAUUAGCGAUGCAGGAGACAUAUUGAUAGGAGAUUCGCACGGCAAUCGUUUUCACGUGGCUGUCUUUUCAAGAGCUGGUUCCUUGAUAUCAGAGUUCGAAUGUCCAUAUGUCAAGGUCUCUCGAUGUUGCGGCUUGAAGAUUACCUCCGAGGGAUAUAUCGUGACUUUGGCUAAAAAUAACCACCACGUCCUCGUACUCAACACUCUUUACAUAUCAUGAAGCGAGGAAGCAGACCAAGCAAGUAUGCCACAGUAAUCUCCUGUGAGUGGAAACGUCCUCGCGUGUGUACGCUCCGCUCUCGACAAAAAGACGAAUCGACGAUUAAAUGCCCAGCGGCAUCGAAUUCAUUUUGAGAUUUGGGCCUACAGAAGCAAUAGACAAACGAGUGCAGCGUGCAGCUUUGAUAGUAAAAGCGAGACAAACGAUACAAAACAAAACAAAAAAAAAAGUUAUUUAAAAAAUGAAAAAACUUUCUGUUUCUUUUCUUUUUUCUUUUCUUUUUAAAAAAGAAAAAGUCAAAUGCGUCCCUGUUUUAUGAAAGUAAACAUCUAAACGAUGAGAUACGUUUAAAACGUACGUCUCCGACCAAAAAAUGGAAAAAUGAUUAAGAAAGAAAAAAAAAAAGACGACGAAGAAGAAGAAACUAUAUAAAUAGUGAUUUAGCAAGUUGCAUUUGGUAAACUGCCAAGAAUAUAAAUUUAAAGCUGAAAAACAAGAAAAGAACUCAAGAAAACGGAGGAACCGGUUAAGUGGAACGUGUCGAGAAACUAUGGAAUUGGAUCUCUUCGAGACAGUGGGGAUUUCUUUUUUGGAGAGAGAAGCAGAGAAGAGAGAAGAGCGAAGGAACUUCUUGGGGGAAAAAAAAGAACACACACACACAGAACACAAUAGCUUUCCGUCAAAAGCGGUGUCGCAUCAUCUUCGACUCGUCAGUAUUUUAGGUAUGUUUACAAAUCAAAUUAUUCUAGUCUUCAAUGAGCACUGUUUACACGCUGGUUUUCGGAUCCGUGCUCUCGAAGCGACGUACUCGUGUAUUUUUGUCCUGUCGCAACGUCAGGAAUCGAGCAAAUGGGCGUGAAGAAAGAACGAUAAAACGAUAUAUAUAUAUAUACACACACAAAACACACCGGUUCUUUCACCUGCGAACGGUUCACGUCGAGACCUAUUCCGUAGACGAGUUUCUAAGGUUUCGUUCAAAGUGAGACCGUUAGGUAGGGUGUUUUUUGGUCGAGGAACCGAGUGUGCACGAUUUAACGAAAAGGAGAGGAUUUAAAAUAAAAAAUAAUAAUAAUAAAUAAAUAAGAAGGCAGCGGAUUUCUGUGCUUAAGUGCAUGAACAAGGAAUAAUGCAUGCUACGACAAACACGGUAGUACUUCCUGCUCUUAUAUCAUAUCAUAUCUCUAAACGAAAAGAAACAACAACAACAACAACAACAACAACAAUAAAAAAAAAAGAAGAAGAAAAAGGUAAUAAGAAAGAAAACGAUACCAAGCUAUGUUCCUGGUGAAUUUAAAGUAAUUUAUUCCGUGAGGGGAGGGGAGGGGAAAGAGAUGAAGAUGAAUUAUAAGAGGAAGAGGAAUUAUAUUGCGGCGAACGUUAAUUUGGUCGGGUAUAUAGAUUACGAUAACGUUGAAUAAUCAAACAUUUAAUUGUAACGCAACGUGUGUAAUCACCUGGGGUGGGCAAUGGUCGCAAGCAUGACUCUCGUCUAGGCCACCGAUUAUGGAUCCCGUUUGUCCGUUGUUUAAAAAGAAAAAACAAAAAAAAAACAGCAACAACAAAAAUAAUUAACGAUAGGACGAGACACGUAAUGGUUACAAUAUUUACUCAGGAUGCUUUAUUAUGGUCCACCAUAUAAAUAUAUACAUUCAUACACGCACGCAUAUACAUGUGUACAUACACGUUGCAUACAUACCAUACGUGUACAUAUGUGAAUCUCUUCACAUUAUAUAUAUAUACAACAUACACACAUAUAUGUGUAUAUAUAAUAUGUGUUUAUGUGUAUACAUAUAUCAUAUAUUUAUAUAAUUUUAAUAAUAUUAUAUAAUUAUAUAUAGUUAUACUAUAAUAUAUCAUAUUAUAUAUAUAUGUAUGUAUGUAUGUAUAUAUAUAAAAUAUUAUAUAAUAAUUAUAUAAAUAUAUAGUGUGUGUGUGUAUAUAUAUAUGUUUAUGUAUGGCAGAUACGUACAUAUAUGUAUGUGGGUGUGUGAAUAAUCGGUUCGUGGUGCUAGCGACUAACAAUAUAUCCAUACCAUGUAAAUUGUAUUUGUUAUAUACAUAUGAAAAAAAAAAAAGAGAGAGAGAGAGAAAAGUUACAGAAUCGUUCCCUAAAUUUUGCGACGCUCUCGCGGGAACGAUCCUGUAAUCGCAUUAUACAAGGUUCGUAAAGAAAAAAUUAUAUACCACCGAUUUACCAUAGGAACAAUACUUUAUCUAUGUAUAAACGAAAAGUGGUGAAAUGAACAAAACAAAACAAAAAAAAAAUGGACGACGAAGGAGAAAAGAAAACAAGAAAAAAAGUAACGUACAGUUUGCUAAACGACUUCUAUUUAUGUAUAUACGAUAUCGAUACACGAUCCACGAAUGGGAGAAAUAUGAAAAAAAAAUUCCACGUAAAAUGAACACAAUACA
Molecule: messenger RNA, 5709 nt
Organism: Hylaeus volcanicus
Lineage: Eukaryota; Metazoa; Arthropoda; Insecta; Hymenoptera; Colletidae
Product: brain tumor protein-like
Exons: 10
Coding region: 466-3297 (943 amino acids)
Biological process (GO): positive regulation of DNA-templated transcription
Cellular component (GO): nucleoplasm; chromatin
Molecular function (GO): protein binding; zinc ion binding; ubiquitin-protein transferase activity
Source: RefSeq, a predicted model, not a curated record